AUGCUCAGAGAAGUAAAACCAAAAACCGCGCGUACCGCCCGCAUCCUCAAGGCGCGGGAACCGCAACUUAUCGAACCUGUCAAGCGCAUCCUCCUCCUCCAUGGCCCCAAAUGCCCCCAACCCUUACACAACGUCCUCAAAACAUUCCACGCCCUCACAAAGCCACACUCAGUCCUCUUUCAUAAGAAAAACGAAAAUAUCCACCCGUUUGAGAGCACGGAGAACAUUGAAUUUCUCGCCGUGAAAAAUGAAUGCGGCAUCGUGGUCUUCGGCAGCAGUAAUAAGAAGCGGCCAAAUUGCGUGACGUUACUGCGCAUCUAUAACUCCAAGCUGCUAGAUAUGUGCGAGAUGCUGUUGUUGAGCGAGCAGGUUGACCAGGGGAAGGAAGCGGAGAAGGAAGAGAUGAAAAAAAUGAAGUUGGAUAUCGGCGUCGAGAUGAAACCAAUGAUGUUGUUUGCGGGAAGUGCCUGGGAGGAUGCGACGUCGUCUGUAUAUGGGAUGUUGAAGAGUAUGUUUUUGGACAUGUUCAAAGGGGAGGAGACGGAUAAAAUAGAUGUGGAGGGUUUGCAAUAUCUGCUUAUGGUUGCGGCGGAGGAGCCGGUGGAAGGCUUGGCAGCCAUUAUUCAUUUGAGGUGGUAUAAGAUUCGGACGAAGAAGAGUGGGCAAAAACUUCCCCGUGUGGAGCUAGAUGAGAUUGGACCUAAGUUUGAUUUUAGAGUUGGGAGGGUACAGGAGGCGGAUGAAACUGUCAUGAAGGAGGCUAUGAAACAGGGCAAGGCACCGAAUGAGGAGGGGAAGAUGAAGAAGAAUAUUGGUAUGGAUGCCAUUGGUGAUAAAAUUGGGCGGGUUCAUCUUGGCCGCCAGGAUCUGAGUGGGCUACAGACCAGAAAGAUGAAGGGGCUGAAGCGGAGGGCUGGGGUUGAAGAUGGUGAUGGCGGCGAUGUAGAUAUGAUGGAUGUCGGUGAGAUAGCUGAAGGCGGUAAUACGAAAAAGACAAAAUUGGGCUGA
Molecule: messenger RNA, 1008 nt
Organism: Paracoccidioides brasiliensis Pb18
Product: rRNA-binding ribosome biosynthesis protein RPF2
Exons: 2
Coding region: 1-1008 (335 amino acids)
Biological process (GO): ribosomal large subunit assembly; maturation of LSU-rRNA from tricistronic rRNA transcript (SSU-rRNA, 5.8S rRNA, LSU-rRNA)
Cellular component (GO): nucleolus
Molecular function (GO): rRNA binding
Source: RefSeq, a predicted model, not a curated record